UGAUUUUCUAGUAAUAUUUUGUGGUAAUAUAUUUAUACAAUAAAAAAUGAAUUAAACAUUUUCCUAAUAAUUGCAUAUCAUUCCACCAACAAAGAAUCAAUUUUUUGGGAAAGAACCAAUUCCAAAUGAUUAAUACAUUUGUAAUACAAGUCUAUUCCUUCAUAAUAUGUUGCAAUUUUUAUUUUGUAUUCACGAUUUACUCUAUCAAACGUCUUAAGGGCUAGGCAUCUGUUCAAUUAUUAGAAAGAAAUACUUCUAUCAAUAUUUUUGUGCUUGUUUCAUACCCGAAUAAUUAUCAACUAUUCGCCUUCUUUUUCUACCUGUAUACGAUCGGUUAAUAAUUGCAUCACAGAUACAUCACAGAUUAAUGUUUCUAUUUUUUAAGCAAACUAAAUGAAUCUGAAAUUAUGAAUUACACAUUAACAUUAACAAAUUUAUCAUUGUUCAGCAUACUUAUGCAAAACUCUUGUGAAAGCAUUCAAUGCUGUUAAUCUAUCAAGAGUAACUUUAAUGUGUAUCUGUAGAAUUUUUUGCAAUGCGUUUACAAAUUUCAAAGUAGAUGACACAAGUAUGUGUAACCAUAUAUAUAAUACAAUAUUCAUAAAAAGCAGUUAACACGAUAUAAUAAUAAUAAUAAAAUGUGUAAGAGUAUACGUAAAGUAUACAAAGAAAAAGGGGAUGAAAAGAGACCAAGGGACACGAUUCGUAAGAAUUUUGUAUUUAUGUAUGUAUAGGUACGUGUAGGUUAAAGUUAAAUGAUGAAACGUAGGUAAAACAGGAUGUAUUAUUCCUUUGUAGAUAGAAAAUUUAUUUAACGUCUGGUAUUGAUAAUCUUUACUUUGAUUAUUGUCUAAAAAUGGAUUUGAAUUUAUCAGUAUGAUUUUGCAAUUAUCGAUGCAGAUGUAAACUUGUCUUUUAUACUUAUUAUUGACACAUAAUUGUUUAUUUCGUGUUAUGGAAAAUUAAUUCUAUCUCAUUGUAUUAUGUGUCCCAAGCGAUUGUUAAUUAAUUUAAUCUGGAGAAAUACCAGAGAGUUAUAUAAGGACUUUAAUCAUCGAUAGAUGGUAAUUCAAUGUUGUGAAAAUACUCGAUCUUGCAUUAAGUAUAGUUAUUCGAAAUUAUUGAAUGAUUUAAAAGAAACGUUAGUGCAUCACAUACACACAUACAUAGGUGGCGAAAUAUGCUUUUCAUCAAACACUAACAUAUUCAAAUUGUACCUGUUUCAUGUAGGAAGCAUCGGGAUAUUAUCACAACAUCACUUUAUCAUACAUAUGUACAUAUUAUUAUAUAAAUUGUAUUGUGAUUACAGAGCGUGUGAUAUACAAUAAUAUUAUUGAAUAUUAAUAAUAAUUGAUUUUUCUAUACUUUUUUAUAUUAUAUUUGUCAAAUUGCACGCAUGAAACCGUAAUGAAAGGAAGAAAAUGAAUGUUCCAUUAUACAGGCACAAUCGACCGCAUUAUCGGAAAAUAAAUAAUGCUGCGCACGCUCCUUAAAGGGAAGUUGAUUUUCAUAGUACCCGGCAGCUAACGCAAGUCAUAACCAUAACAGAACGCUGCGAGGGGGUUGUUCAGUGUCGCCUUGACAGCAGCCGGAGUUAGAGUUGGAUCUGUUUUUCUUCUAUCGUAUUCAUGCGCGUUGUCUAACAGCUUAACCAACGAUCUACUCUAUUACACAUCUUAGACUAAAAUCUACUACUGAUUAUAUUUUUCUUCUGCUGACAAUGAGAUUGGAAUGCUGUGUAAAAAACAUACUUUUACGAUGCCAAGACGAAGGAAAAUUGUGAAAUUAAUUUAAAUUGUAUCUAACGUGGCGCAUAAAUUGCUGAAAACAAAACAAAAAGAAAGCGGAAAAGAGCUGACGAGAAGGGAAAGCAAGCAGAAACAAGAAUAUUACACAUUCACCAAUGGCUCUUUGAAUUAGCAUUUAUCUACUUUAUUCGCAUUCGCAUUGUAUUCCUAUUCAUAUUCGUAUUCGCAUUUGCGAUCUCAAAAUCAAAUUACAGCAAGAUAAAGAAAUUUUGUAAAAUGGCAGAUCAUGAAAGAAUUAGAUUGGUGGUAUUAGGUGGUGCCGGUGUUGGGAAAAGCGCAAUUAUACGUCGUUUACUUGGGCAAGGAUUCAGCGAAAGGUAUAGGCCUACCGUCGAAGACCUCUAUUCGAGGGAAUGCGUUCUCGGUACACUCACUCUCAAAGUCGAUCUUCUGGAUACCGCUGGAGAUUUGCAGUUUCCAGCUAUGAGAAGGUUGAGCAUAGCUACGGCACAUGCGUUUCUUCUUGUUUAUGCCACAACAUCGUUACCAAGCUUCGAAUGCGUAAAGCGAUGUUUCGAAGAAGUCAGAGAACAACGACCAGAUUUUCAGGAAGUACCGAUAGUCGUUGCGGGAAACAAAGUGGAUCUUGCAACGAUGCGAAGAGAAGUACCAAUCGAAGACGUGAGUGAAUGGUUAUUUUGUGAAUUGCCGAAACUUCGUGCCAAAGUAAUGGAAUGUUCAGCUAAAGACGAUUAUAACGUCAAAGAUAUUUUCCGAUGUUUCGUCACUUUAUCCAAGAUAGUGCCAAAGAAUCAUGUUGGCGAAUCAGACGAAUCAGCCCUUCGACGAAGAUGUUCGGCGUACGGAUCGCGCAGAAGCGAUCGAGUCGGUAGGUCUGGAAGUCCACAUGGCAGAACCGGAAGCGCCGGCUCUGUUGGCAAUUCUCAGCAACUGGUCGCAGCACAAAGUUCAAAUGUCGUCACUGUCAAUGAGGAAGCGAAGAGCAAACCGCGCAGUCGUAGCUUGAUUCGACGCACUUCGCGAAAAACCAAACAACAAAUUAGAGACACUUAUACGGAUGACUGCAAUAUCUCGUAAUUUUCACCCUCUCUCCACUUCUCUCUCUCUCUCUCUCUCUCUCGCUUGCUUGCGCUCUUUCCCUUUCUCCCCCCCCCUCUCCCCCUUCUAUCUACCUACAGUACCGAACAAGAUUACAAGACAUUUUGCAUAUUUGAAUAUUUCGUAUAUUUAAAAGAAGAAAAUGUACACUUUAUACAUCCUAAAUGUUGCUUACUAUCUCCAGAGUGCAGACAUAAAAUCUUAAAUCCGUAAUAUGAUAUACAACGUAAAAGUUAGGAAAAGAAAUGUGAAUUUGGAUUAUAAUUUUAGUCAGACAAAAUUAUAAGAUACUUGGCAUAUUUUUCAUUUGACGAUUUUUUUAGUAUUUUAUCCGGUUGCGAGCAGACACAAAAAUGAAAUUUCAUCAUCUAAUUAUAAUAUUAGAAUUUGUUAUAAUAUUAUUUAAAAGAAAAAGAAAUUCUCAAAUUUGUACUUAUUUCCCUCACUCUUAUGUUAUAAGCAUCAUAUUAUAUGAACUGGUUUUGUAUGCUUACUUUGGAGAUAAUAUGAAACAUGUAGGGUGUAUGUAUAUUCCCUUCUUUUAAAUAUAUGAAAUGUCUUGUAAUUUUAUCCAAUACUGUAACCAUAUAUUUAUCUAUCUCUAUCUUUCUCCAGCCAUUCCCUAUUUUACUCACCUUUUACGUGUAAUUGUUUAACUCUUUGUGUAUAUCUUGUCGCAAGGUUCGCUAAUGAAACGAUAUCAUAGUAUGUACUGCGUAUCGUGUACGUUCGAUCAUUUUCGUUUUCGCAUUAAAUAAAUAGCACGAAUCUGAUACGAUACGUAAAAGCACUCUCAUCUCGUAUGCGAUAGCAUCUCAUAAGAUAGCAACAAAAAAUAUACUAAUGUCAAUAAAAGAUUUUGCCACUCUUGGUCGUAUACAGUAAUUAUAAAAAAAGGACCAAAUUUUCCAGUUUUAAUAAUUAUAAUGUACUUAAAAACAAUAUUUCGCGUUUUCUUUCCUCAAUUUUGUUAUCUUUAGAAAAAAGUAAAAACCAAUGGACCAAUCAAAACUCAUCCCACUCUCCCUCUUCUCUUUCCUCUACUAAAGGAUUUUCAUUUAUUCAUAUUUUUUAUCUAUUUUAAACCAGUCCGUCCGUUUAUACGUUGAUAUUUUCACAUCUUAAAAUGUGUAACAAUUGUCUGUUCGUUAAAAAUUGUCUGAAGCACUUUAUAUCAUUCUGUCUUUAUAUGCGUGUACGUACGCAUGAAUACGUAUACUACUGCGCGUACGCUACAUAUUGAAUACCAUGUGUGUUAAAUUUAGAAAUGUGUAUACACCAUCAAAACAGUCCGAUAUCGGUAUAUGGAAAGCGUGGGACUACUACGUAUGGUAUAUAAAACAAAACUUUCAAUAUUUAUAUCAAGUCGAUCUUUUUAAGUGAUCCUGCUUCAAUUCUUUCACCAAGCAUGCAAAAGUUAUACUUACUAAAUAUUUCAGCAAUGUCGACGAAUAAUGAACAGAAGAAUAUUUUUUCUAUUAACUGUUCUGAGAGCUACUUUCAUGAGUUGAAACAUAUAUAAAUUUAACUAUGCAUAUUACGGCAGAAGUGUGGCCGUGAAUCGUGCAUUGCAUAUCGUGUUUUGCAUUAGAAAAAGAAAAUUAUUGUCGUAACGAUACAAACAACACGAAUUAAAGGACAAAUAACUCAUCACAUAUCGAAACCAAAUGUGUUUGGAAAAAACACGAAAUAUAAAUACGACAUGUACAAUUUUUUAACAGGCUGUAUUAGUUACAAAGUUGUUGUAAGUACUACAGAUAUUAUAUUCCUAAUAUAAUUAUAUAUCUAAAUAUAAUUAAAUGCGCGCGGGUGUAUGUGUGUAUGUAUAAUAUAUGUACAAUACAAAAAUAUUUUACAAAUGAAAAUAUAUCAAAUGAAUAAAUAUGAAAACAGCUAAACAACAUUCUAAUUGUAACACAUUAUAACUUUUAAAUAUAUAGUUGGUGUUAUAGUUGGUUUUAUAUUACAAUAGAAUCGAAUUGUGUUACUAUUUGAAGAAUACAGUCAGAGAAAAGAGCAAAAGCUCACGAUGAAAUUGUAGUAACAUUGGAAUUUGUGUCCGAAUUACAGCCAUUAUCGAUUCCUUCAAAUAAAUACUUGUAAUGUUGGAUGUAAGGCUGAUAGCGUUCCCCUUUUGUAAAGCCUGUAGCAUUGUAUAAAUAUAAAUUACGCUGUUUAAAAAAUUUGAAAACCGAAUAAAAGAGCGUUGCGUCUCCA
Molecule: messenger RNA, 5084 nt
Organism: Bombus terrestris (buff-tailed bumblebee)
Lineage: Eukaryota; Metazoa; Arthropoda; Insecta; Hymenoptera; Apidae
Product: GTP-binding protein Di-Ras2
Exons: 5
Coding region: 2025-2846 (273 amino acids)
Molecular function (GO): GTPase activity; GTP binding
Source: RefSeq, a predicted model, not a curated record